This is a messenger RNA of Electrophorus electricus (electric eel), 5351 nucleotides long. RefSeq names its product huntingtin interacting protein 1 related b (gene hip1rb). Gene Ontology annotation, molecular function: phosphatidylinositol-3,4-bisphosphate binding; clathrin light chain binding; clathrin-cargo adaptor activity. Gene Ontology annotation, biological process: endocytosis; actin filament organization; clathrin coat assembly. Lineage: Eukaryota; Metazoa; Chordata; Actinopteri; Gymnotiformes; Gymnotidae. The record is from RefSeq and is a predicted model, not a curated record. Gene Ontology annotation, cellular component: cortical actin cytoskeleton; clathrin-coated vesicle.
GCGUAUCAUCACGCAUGACGUUUUUUCAGAGCUCUGACGUUUGAUGGCACCCAUGGUACGUCUGUGAACGAGUCCGGCGAAACCUUACUGACAAUUUUGUUGUAGGGAUGUAAUAGAAGCGAGAUGCUCAGUCUCUUUCUUGCAAAACGGCCGCAGUUUGAGUUCAGCAAACGUACGGCCGAGCGAGCAUCCAGAAACGAUCUCUACUGAAUGUCUGCUUGUCCCUCAUGAACCUACAGGAAAUUGCCCUUACAUUGUUGCUGUGUUGUUAAGCGUCGGCUGUUCUCAUCAAGGUUUCGUUUUAUCGGUGUUAAAUUUGUGGGAAAGUAUUUUUAGAUACGCCAAAGGAUGAAUUCAAUACGACAGGUGCCGUCACGGGUGAAGAGUAAAAGGACGGAAACUAAUUUAGGAGCAGAAAGAGAGCAUUUUGAUAAACAGCAGCUCAGCAGCAUCAGUAAAGCCAUUAACUCCACGGAGACACCAGUAAAGGAAAAACAUGCCCGACGAAUUAUCCUGGGAACCCACCGGGAGAAGGGGGCAUACACUUUCUGGUCCUAUGCUAUUGGGCUACCCUUGUCCAGUAGUGCCAUCCUCAGCUGGAAGUUUUGCCAUGUUUUGCAUAAAGUCCUUCGUGAUGGCCACCCUAAUAGCUUACAAGACUGCAUGAGACAUUACAGUGACAUCGCUGAGACUGGAAUUCUAUGGGCAAACCUCAGAGACAGAUAUGGAUAUGGCCAACUUGUUGGUCUAUAUACCAAGCUUCUCUGUUCCAAGAUGGAGUUUCAUACCAAGCAUCCAGAAAUACGAUGCAACCUAGAAGCUUCAGAUGAGCUCCUGGAGCGCACAGCUGGAACAGACAUCAAUAAUGUAUUCCAGCUGACUGUUGAAGUGUUUGAUUACAUGGAUGUAGAGCUUCGGCUUGCUGAAGGAGUCCUACGGCAACUCAAUACCUCCAUUGCAAUCUCUACUUUGACAGCAGGCCAGUGUAAACUAGCUCCGCUUAUCCAGGUUGUCCAGGACUGUAGUCAUUUGUACCAUUACACUGUCAAGCUGCUUUUCAAGUUACAUGCCUGUUUACCAGCUGACACACUACAAGGCCAUCGUGAACGCUUCCAUGAUCAGUUCCACAGUCUCAAGACAUUUUUUAAUAAAGCAAGAGACAUGCUAUACUUCAAAAGACUCAUACAGAUUCCAAGGCUACCUGAUUCACCUCCAAACUUCCUCCGUGCCUCUGCUCUAGCAGAGCAUGUGAAGCCAAUGGUUGUCAUCCCAGACAAUGAGGAACCUGAGGACCAGGAGGAGGAUGACCCUGAACCACUAAUAGAUGUCAGUGAAGCUGCCUCAGUCAGUAUGGCUUCCCAGCCACAGGUGGAUAUAUUUGACCAGGCAUUUGGGCCACCUAAUAAUGGUUUUGAUGACAGGGACCUGCAGAUUGAUAGUCUGAAACAAGAAAUUGAGCAUCUGCGUGCUGAACUUGAGAAGAUCAAAGCUGAGGCACAACGCUACAUCACUCAGUUGAAGUCUCAGAUCAACAGUCUGGAGGCUGAACUGGAGGAGCAGAGAGCACAGAAGCAGCGUGCUCUUGUAGAGAACGAACAACUACGAAUGGAGCUGGAGGCCACACGACAGCGUAAUGCAGAGCAUGAGAACAUGCAAGUUACCUUUGUAGAGGCAGAAAAGAGGGCCCAGGCUACAGAACUGCGCUAUAACAAGCUGAAGGAGAAACAUGCAGAGCUGGUAGCUAACCAUGCAGAACUCCUUAGAAAGAGUGCAGAUACAGUGAAGAUGCUAUCAGCCACUCAGCAAACUCAAGAAGAGGUUGCCAGAACAAAGCAACAGUUAGCCUUUGAGGUGGAGAGAGUCAAGCAGGAGUCUGACAUGAAGUUGGAGGAACAAAAGUUUGAAUUGGAUAAAUUGAGGCGUGAGGUCGAGGAGAAGACUGGAGAGAUCCUGAGAGUAAAGGGCACAUUACAGACAUGUGAGAAGGCCAGUGAGCAGCUUAAUACUUCCAUGAGUUCACUGCAGGCAGAAAAGGAACGUCUGAUGCGCUGUGUGAGUGAGAAGGAGGCCGAACUCUCCUCCCUCAGGCAGGCAGCCCAGUUAAAGGAGUCCUCCCUCCAGCAGGAGAGGGAGAGGAGCAGCAAGGAGCUGGGUGACCUACAAGUAAAACUUAAAGACAAGCAUGGUCGUGAGGAGCAGUUGCUGAAAAAGUUGUUGGAGGAGCAGUUUGCUCUGCUGCAAGGUACAGUGGCUGAGGCAGAAAUAAUCAUUCAGGAUGCCGUGGCCAAACUGGAUGACCCUCUACAUAUCCGCUGUACCAGCUCCCCAGAUUACCUGGUUAGCCGUGCAGAAGCUACACUCGUCUCCAUUGAUAAAGUUCAUGCUGGUCAUGCACACUAUCUGAAGAAUCUGGAAGAUGCUGGGCCUCUGUUAAGAGCUCUUGCACAGUUUUCUCAUCUUACUGCGGACACCAUUAUCAAUGGGAGUGCAACAGCGCACAUGGCACCUACUGAUCAUGCUGACCGAUUAACAGAGAAUUGCAGAGAGUGUGCAACUCAGAGUUUGCACUUCCUGCAAGAGCUGAAGUCUAAAGCUUCCAUAAAGAGUGCUGACCCUGCCUCUGUUCGUGUGAUAGUGCAGAAGAUCCUUCGAACUGCACAGGGUCUGAGGCCUAAAGGAAUGGAUGUUGGAAAGGAGGAGCUGGGAGACAUGGUGGAUAAAGAGAUGGCUGCCACCUCUGCUGCUAUAGAGGAAGCUGUGAGGAGGAUUGAUGAGAUGAUGAAUCAGGCCAGACGAGACACUGAAGGAGUCAAGCUUGAAGUAAAUGAGAGAAUACUGAAUAGCUGCACUGACCUCAUGAAGGCUAUUCGCCUCCUGGUAUUGGCAUCCACAGACCUGCAGAAGGAGAUUGUGGAAAGUGGAAGGGGUGCAGCAACAGUGAAAGAGUUUUAUGCUCGGAACUCUCGCUGGACAGAAGGGCUCAUCUCUGCUGCCAAGGCAGUGGGAUGGGGGGCUACAGAGUUGGUUGACUCUGCUGACAGAGUGGUGUUACACACAGGCAAAUAUGAAGAGCUUAUUGUCUGUUCCCAUGAGAUUGCUGCCAGCACUGCACAGCUUGUUGCAGCCUCAAAGGUGAAGGCAGACCGUGGAAGUAAGAAGCUGUCCAGUCUUCAGCAAGCUUCUCGUCAUGUGAAUGAAAUGGCUGCUAAUGUGGUAGCAUCCACAAAGACAGGCCAGGAGCAGAUUGAAGAUAAAGACACUAUGGACUUUUCUGGCAUGUCUCUGAUCAAGUUGAAGAAAGAGGAGAUGGAGUCCCAGGUGAAGGUCCUGGAACUGGAGAGCAUGCUCGAAAAUGAACGCCUCCGUCUGGGAGAGCUACGCAAAAAGCACUAUGAGAUUGCCGGGGUUCCACUGGAGCAGGUAGCCCAAGACAAUGGUCUGCGCACCCCUUCGCCAACUGUGCCGUCCUCCCCGAAACCCUCUAAACCUACAUUAAUGAAGAAACCAGCUCUUGCUCAAAAGCCCAACAUUCCACCCAAAACCAUGUACAGGUAAACAAUUCCUGGACAAAUAUUGCUGAACCUGGAUCUCCCUCUUAAUGGACACUGCUGAAAACCCUUUUUUAAGUAAUCUUGGGAAGUUUCCCCUUUCCUUUGCUUUUGUGCCCGAUUCUCCCAUGUUGUUCUCCCUUAUUGGAUGAAUCAUUCAUUUGCCUUGGUUAUUAAAUGUUCUCCAAAAAGGUAAGUUGGAAACUUUUUUUUCCCCCUCAAAUCUGUUCUAUAAAAUACUGAAAUGGUAAGGUGUUGUUAUAUUAUCGUCUAGCUUUGAUAUAUAUAUAUAUAUAUAUGACAUUUCCUUUUACUUCAGAGAAGGAGGAUUUUAAACAAGGCAAAGAUUGUAGUAUGGAAAAAGCUAGCAUUUGGGUUUGUUUCUUUUGUUUUUCUUUUGCAUUUGUUUUCUUGUGUUUAUUUCCUAUGUGUAUUUUGUAUUAAUUAUUUGGUUUGGGAUAGAUGUGUACUGGGUUGAAUAUGUUUAUUUCCACCUCAUUUAAAUCUAUGUUAUGUGACUGAGCUAAAUAUUUCUUGAUAAUUCUAAUAUUUUUCUUUCUAAAAUAUCUUGAAAUGAUCAUUUGAACAAAUUACAGUUUGUAACUUUUCUCUGUUUGGUUUUUUAAAAUGAUUAUCUAACAGUAGUUCAAACAAAUCUGUGUUUAUAUAAGUUCUAUUUUAUAGACAAUUGAUUCCAAAUGACUUAGCACAAUGUUUUUUCUUUUUCAUUGGCCAGUUCUCUGAGCUUGAUUUCUAAUUGCCUAUUUUCUCUGAUUUCUAAAUACUGUUUUUAGAAAAUGUGGGGUUAUUGCUUAUCUGGAAGUACAGAGGUGACUUGAAUGAAGUGGGACUAGAAAGUAAUAAAAAGGAUUAAUUAUCCUAGCACAUUUACUCAGUUACUUGCUUAUAAUGAGAAAAGUGGUGAUCUAGAUCAACUCCUGGAACGACUACUACAUAUUUAUUAAUUUCAUAAUGAGACAUUUAAAAAUAUAUAUAUGAUAAAUUGAACACUCACAAAGAGCCCAUUACUCUCAAAAUGUUGGGUGACAGUUCAGUUAGACCCAAUAUGCUUUUAGAUUGCUAAUUUAGAUUAAUAAUUAAUGCACAAGUAUUACUCUGUCAACUUGCAUAAAUAAAUGUGCCUUGCUUCCCUGAUUCCCAUCUUCUCUGAAAACAUAUACCUCUUGCUUUUGGGUUGUUUUUUUGUUUUUGUUUUUUUUGGGGGGUUUUGUUGUUUGUCUAAUGUGUUGAGGGUUUUUUUAAUCACUUAGGACAAGGUUUGGUACUAAAUGUUUGGUACAUGUAGUUUUAUACUGUUACAUAUACAGCAUUGUUGUUCUAAUUGUUUUGGAGCACAAGGGACUAAGUACAUUGGAGCAGUGUCUAUUUCAAGUUUUCCUUUAAAACACUUCUUAGAACAUCAGUUUUGCCAUUUGAUCUCAGCAGAUUUUGGUUUCAGACCCCAUGUAAAAAAUCUUCUUUUACAUGAAUCCAUUGAUGGUUGGCGCUCUAUGGACACUCCAAUAAGUCUGCCCAGUUCCAAGGUCUUAUUACUAAAUAUGUUACAUACUAUUUUCAUUGCUUUUUUUCAAGGUCAAAAUAACUGUGUUACAGUGGUGGAGGAGAGUUCAUAUCUACAGAGUACUGUAAAGUUAUUUUAAUUCUUGGAAAGAGGAGCUUAAAUUAAACUUUUUUUUUCUUGACUUUAUAUAACAUCUUUAUAGAUCCAAAUCAGUUAAUAUAUUUUAGUCAUGUUUGAUUGUCUCCCUGUACUAAAUGCAAAGAUUAAAUGAACAAUAAAUG